AUGAAGCGGCGGAACGCCGACUGCAGUAAGCUCCGCCGCCCCCUCAAGCGGAACCGGAUCACCGAGGGCAUCUACGGCAGUACAUUUUUAUACCUGAAGUUUCUGGUAGUGUGGGCACUUGUCCUCCUGGCAGAUUUUGUCCUGGAGUUCAGAUUUGAAUACCUGUGGCCGUUCUGGCUUUUCAUCAGAAGCGUCUAUGAUUCCUUCAGAUACCAGGGACUGGCCUUCUCAGUGUUUUUUGUUUGUGUAGCAUUCACGUCAAAUAUCAUAUGUCUGCUGUUCAUCCCCAUACAAUGGCUUUUUUUUGCUGCUAGCACAUAUGUAUGGGUUCAGUACGUAUGGCACACAGAAAGAGGAGUGUGUUUGCCUACAGUGUCCCUCUGGAUACUCUUUGUUUAUAUUGAAGCAGCAAUUAGAUUUAAAGAUCUCAAAAAUUUUCAUGUAGACCUUUGUCGUCCAUUUGCUGCUCACUGUAUUGGGUACCCUGUGGUGACUUUGGGCUUUGGCUUCAAAAGUUAUGUAAGCUACAAAAUGCGGUUAAGGAAGCAAAAGGAAGUACAAAAAGAGAACGAAUUUUACAUGCAGCUUCUUCAACAAGCCCUACCCCCAGAGCAGCAGAUGCUACAGAAGCAAGACAAAGAGUCUGAGGAAGCUGCCAAAGGAUUACCUGAUAUGGAUUCCUCCAUCCUUAUACAUCACAACGGAGGCAUCCCAGCCAACAAAAAACUCUCCACAACUUUGCCAGAGAUAGAAUACCGAGAAAAGGGGAAAGAAAAGGACAAGGAUGCCAAAAAACACAACCUUGGGAUAAAUAACAACAAUAUUCUACAACCUGUAGACUCUAAAAUACAAGAAAUUGAGUAUAUGGAAAAUCAUAUCAAUAGUAAAAGAUUAAAUAAUGAUCUUGUGGGAAGUACAGAAAACCUCUUGAAAGAGGACUCAUGCACUGCUUCCUCAAAAAAUUACAAAAAUGCCAGUGGAGUUGUGAACUCCUCACCUCGAAGUCACAGCGCCACAAAUGGGAGCAUUCCUUCUUCAUCGAGUAAAAAUGAGAAGAAGCAGAAGUGCAGUAGCAAGAGCCCAAGUACACACAAAGACUUAAUGGAAAACUGUAUUCCUAAUAACCAGCUAAGCAAACCAGAUGCACUGGUAAGGCUGGAACAAGACAUUAAAAAAUUAAAGGCUGACCUGCAGGCCAGCAGGCAAGUGGAACAAGAGCUCCGCAGUCAGAUCAGCUCCCUCUCUAGCACCGAGCGAGGGAUCCGCUCAGAAAUGGGCCAGCUCCGGCAGGAGAAUGAACUGCUGCAGAACAAGUUACAUAAUGCUGUGCAAGUGAAGCAAAAAGACAAGCAGAAUAUCAGCCAGUUGGAAAAAAAGCUAAAAGCUGAGCAGGAAGCCCGAAGCUUUGUAGAAAAGCAGUUAAUGGAAGAGAAAAAGAGGAAGAAGUUAGAAGAAGCUACUGCUGCCCGGGCUGUUGCAUUCGCUGCUGCGUCUAGGGGAGAGUGCACCGAGACCUUACGGAAUCGGAUCAGAGAAUUGGAGGCAGAGGGCAAGAAGCUCACAAUGGACAUGAAGGUGAAAGAAGACCAGAUCAGAGAACUAGAACUGAAAGUUCAGGAGCUUCGGAAGUACAAGGAAAAUGAGAAGGACACGGAGGUGCUAAUGUCAGCGCUCUCAGCCAUGCAGGAUAAAACGCAGCACCUGGAGAACAGCCUGAGCGCAGAGACGAGGAUCAAGCUCGACCUGUUCUCCGCGCUGGGGGACGCCAAGCGGCAGCUCGAGAUUGCCCAAGGACAAAUUCUUCAGAAAGACCAGGAAAUCAAGGACCUAAAACAGAAGAUAGCCGAAGUCAUGGCCGUCAUGCCCAGCAUAACGUACAGUGCCGCCACCAGCCCCCUGAGCCCGGUGUCCCCCCACUACUCUUCCAAAUUUGUGGAGACCAGCCCCUCGGGACUCGAUCCCAACGCCUCUGUUUACCAGCCCAUGAAGAAGUGA
This is a messenger RNA of Pipistrellus nathusii (Nathusius's pipistrelle), 1995 nucleotides long. Lineage: Eukaryota; Metazoa; Chordata; Mammalia; Chiroptera; Vespertilionidae. The record is from the annotation of a GenBank genome assembly.